AUGCCACGAAAUUAUAAGACAUCAAAUGAACAGCAAAAUUUAUCAACAAAAAAAUCAAAAGAUAAACCGACAUACAAAAUUAUUGUAUUAGGUAGUGGUGGAGUUGGUAAAUCAGCAGUAACUAUACAAUUUGUUAAAUCAUUCUUUUUUUCUGAUUAUGAUCCAACAAUUGAAGAUUCCUAUGUUAAACAAUGUUUAAUUGAUAAUCAAAUAGCACAAUUAGAAAUUCUUGAUUCAGCUGGACAAGAAGAAUUUAAACCAAUGCGUGAACAAUAUAUCCGUGUUGGUGAAGGUUUUCUACUUGUUUUUUCCUUAACUGAUCGUCAUUCACUUGAAGAAUGUUAUAAAUUACAUCGUGAUAUUUUACGUAUUAAAGAUUCAGAUAAUGUACCAAUAUUAUUAGUUGGAAAUAAAUUAGAUAUACGUCAGAUUGAUGUUGAUAUACAAGCACGUAAUGCCGCAACUGCUAUGCAUAUACCUUAUAUUGAAACAUCUGCUCGAACACGUUAUAAUAUCGAUGAAAUCUUCGUUGAACUUGUACGUUUAAUACGAAGAAAUAAAUGUCAAUAUCAAACAAAUAAUGAUAUAUCAUUAUCAAAAAAACAACAACAUAAAUCCCAUUAUUGUUCUUGUAGUAUUUUGUAA
Molecule: messenger RNA, 645 nt
Organism: Adineta steineri
Lineage: Eukaryota; Metazoa; Rotifera; Eurotatoria; Adinetida; Adinetidae
Source: the annotation of a GenBank genome assembly